AUUCUUCGUGUAGCCGUUUCAAUCUAUGACAUCAUUGAUCGAGCAUUCAAGAAGCAAGGCAACGGUCACAACCGUACUCAAAUCUUUCAGGCCAAAAAGAUCCAGCCCGUCCAAAAAUGCUCGGAUAGUUAUAAUAACGUCGCUAGAAAACAUUCGGUGAUAGGUAAAAGACAUGCUCUACAUAUUUUUCUACUGUUUUUUUCUCACAAACCGCAAUAAAUGUUUUUCAGGCUUGAGCCCAUUUGAGUACAGUGUUUCUAGUAUAUUGGCGAAAAACAGCCAGUUCAGAAAGCAUGCCAAUCUUCUUAAUACCAUAGGUGAUGGGCUACCUUACGAUGCUUUACAUGGCUAUCUGAGAGCUAAAGAAGAGUCGCAUAUGUUGAAGGACGAAGCAAUUUCGGUGCUGAGAUAUGGAAACGACGUCGUUAACAACCUCACAGCUGCUGCCAAGGAUCCCGAGGUUGGGGUUAAUAUUUCGGACGAAGACCUUGGGACAAUCGGUGUUUGCAAGCAGAAGCUCGUGGGGGCUAAGCGUUGGUACGAAGAGCAGAAAACUCGUCUUACUAAAAUUGCAGCAGGGCUACGAUCUGUAUCAACCACCAUUAGCAAUCAGGAAGAAGAUGACGAACAAACUGAUGAAGUUGACGACGAAGAACCGGCAGCCCAGUUCAAUUCGAAAACUGGAUUGAAAACAUUAAUUAAUUGAAAAGAACAAAACUUCAUACAAAUACUUGAUCCUUUACAUCCAUAGAUACAAUAUUCAAAUAUAUUUACCGCUAUUGCUCAUACUUGCGUCUCGGAUAGUUGGAUAGUGCACAGACAGAGUGUAAAUCAGCUUAAAAGUGGUAGCAGCUCGUUAUUCAAAAGCGUGCAUUUUUCUUCAUCACGGGAAGACAACCAUAGUAACAAACCUGAAACAUUGGUAGAAAACAGAACUCUCAAAAGAUCGAAUCUGUGAACCUUUGUUUUCGACAUCGACAUAAAACUUACUGUAACUAUCUUGAGCAAAUUUGAAAGU
Zychaea mexicana is the source of this 1018-nucleotide messenger RNA. RefSeq lists its product as uncharacterized. The transcript is spliced from 3 exons. The record is from RefSeq and is a predicted model, not a curated record. Bases 173 to 706 code for a protein of 177 amino acids. NCBI's taxonomy places the organism in Eukaryota, Fungi, Mucoromycota, Mucoromycetes, Mucorales, Lichtheimiaceae.